This is a messenger RNA of Klebsormidium nitens, 1507 nucleotides long. The record is from the annotation of a GenBank genome assembly. NCBI's taxonomy places the organism in Eukaryota, Viridiplantae, Streptophyta, Klebsormidiophyceae, Klebsormidiales, Klebsormidiaceae.
AUGGCGUCUGCGCGUGUGCUCCUCAUUCUGCUCGUUGUCGGCGCGCCGCUGCUUGCGGCGCCGGUGUGGGGCCAGGCAGAAGUCAAAGCGACCCUUGAGACCCCCCCCGCCUUUGGAGAUGCCGCAGGGCGGAACGCAGACUCCGACGACCCCGCAAUCUGGAUCCACCCCACAGACAAGUCCAAGAGCCUGAUCAUCACGUCCAAGAAGGAGGCCGGCGUUGCGGUUUUCGACCUCCAGGGGGUCCUAGUCCAGGACAUUCCCGCGCCCCCGCCCCCCCGCACUGGGGACCGUCCAGGGCGCAUCAACAACGUGGACAUCGUGUAUGGAGUCCAGCUGGGCUCUGAGACGCUGGACAUCAUCGUUGGCUCCGACCGUGGCCUCGACAAGCUCAAGAUCUGGAAGAUCAAUUUGUCAGGCACCCCCCUGACCGAGAUUACUGACGCCUCCGCUGGUUUCAUUUUCAACGCGAACCAGAACGAAGUGAACGUCCAGGCCACGUGCUACGGCGUCGCCGCGUAUAAGAAGGCCGACGGCACCGUCGUCGUUUACUGCACGCGCCGCUCGCGCGUGCGCCUCGGACAGCUGGAGCUGGUUCCGUUCCCGGCGACCGGAACGUUUGGCUACCGGAAGGUCGCCGACCUGGACGUGCCGAGCGUGUUCGCACUCCCCGACGGGACGACCUGGACUCCGUGCGAGGACCCGGGCGAGGAGGCCCAGUUCGAAGGCAUGGUCGUCGAUCCUUACGCCGGCUACUUGUAUGCUGGACAGGAGGACGUGGGUAUUUGGCGGAUCGGUCUCGACUUUGCGGCAGCGCCGACCCCGGUUCUGUUCGCCAAGACGAGGGAAUUCGGCGUGCCGUAUACGUAUGACACUGAGGAGGAGGAGUGCGUAUACGACUUCACCAAAGACCCCGGGUUUGGUGGGCAGAACCUCGAGGCUGACGUGGAGGGGCUUACAAUCUACUUCUCGCAAGCCAACUCGGACGGAGGGUACCUCCUCGCGUCCAGCCAGGGUGACGACACGUUCGCGGUCUACUCACGGCUGAACAAUAACCGCUUCAUCGGCAGCUUCAAGGUCGUCAACAACCCGGACAACGGCGUCGACAGCAUCCAGGACUGUGACGGGGGACAGGUCAUCAACGUACCCCUUCCGGGUUUCCCGCUGGGCUUGCUCGUGGCUCAAGACGGCGACAACAAACCGGACGUCCUCGACGGCGACGGCGAGACGCGCGACAACACCAACUUCAAAUACAUCCAGUGGUCCGGAAUCGCCUCCGCGCUCGGCCUCGUGGUUGACACCACGUCAUACGACCCCCGCCUCGGCUUCGUGUCCGCCGCUAGUCCGGCCCCGGCUUCGACUACUCCGGCCCCGACCACCGCUGCCCCGACCACUCCUGGCCCGACAACCCCCGCCCCGACCACCGGGGCUACUCCCGCCCAGGCCGCCACUUACGGGCCCGAGUUCGUGUGCCCGGUUAACACUAACCCGUGCUUCAACGACGUGG